Molecule: messenger RNA, 845 nt
Organism: Diospyros lotus (date-plum)
Lineage: Eukaryota; Viridiplantae; Streptophyta; Magnoliopsida; Ericales; Ebenaceae
Product: ubiquitin-conjugating enzyme E2 variant 1C-like
Exons: 4
Coding region: 180-620 (146 amino acids)
Biological process (GO): protein K63-linked ubiquitination; DNA damage tolerance
Cellular component (GO): nucleus
Source: RefSeq, a predicted model, not a curated record
GUUUUGGGGUCGUAUAAUUUAUCAUUUGGCAUGGCCCUAGUCGGCUAAUCCUACCAAUUCCUUUCUUGCUUGUUGUUGGGUCGUCGCCUCGUCUCCUUCCGCUCCUUUCUCGAAUUUCUUUGAGCUGUCGAGUUUGAUUCGAUCAUCGCGUUCCUUGCUCGGAAACCUUCUCAGAAUCGAUGGCAAUAGGUUCAGGAGGAUCCUCCGUCGUGGUUCCCCGAAACUUCAGGUUACUGGAAGAACUUGAACGUGGAGAGAAAGGUAUUGGGGAUGGUUCUGUUAGCUAUGGCAUGGAUGAUGGUGAUGAUAUUUUGAUGCGCUCAUGGACCGGCACUAUAAUUGGUCCUCACAACUCUGUACAUGAAGGUCGCAUUUAUCAAUUGAAGUUGUUCUGCGACAAAGAUUAUCCUGACAAGCCUCCAAGUGCUCGUUUCCACUCAAGCAUCAACAUGACCUGUGUGAAUCCUGAGACUGGAUUGGUCGAGGCUAGGAAGUUCGGGGUGCUGGCGAAUUGGCAAAGGGAGUACACCAUGGAAACCAUACUGACGCAGCUGCGGAAAGAAAUGGCAGCCCCACACAACCGAAAGCUCUCUCAGCCGCCAGAAGGCACCUACUUCUAGUCGACUCUUGAAAUCUGAGAGAAUUAAAGUUGUAGACUGGAUUUUCCUUCUUGCAAUUUCUCCCAAACUAAAACAGCAUCUUUGCUUUAGCGGAAGUGAAGAAAAUGGGGAGCUCUGUGUCUCCCCCCCACCCCUCCUCUCGUCCGUUACAAAAGCCAAGAAUUUUGUGGAACAGCUUGAUUGAACUUGUGAAUGCAUUUGGGGGUACCUAAGUUUAUGGAACUA